Molecule: messenger RNA, 789 nt
Organism: Capsicum annuum
Lineage: Eukaryota; Viridiplantae; Streptophyta; Magnoliopsida; Solanales; Solanaceae
Exons: 1
Source: RefSeq, a predicted model, not a curated record
AUGGUUUUUGAGGAUAUGAAUGAGUUUAGAGAUGCUGUUACAAAAUAUGCACUUCAAAGAGGUGUUAAGUUAGAGAAGUAUAUUAAUGAGUCUAAAAAGGUUAGGGUUAGAUGUAGGGAAGGGUGUCCUGGACUGUUAUAUGCAAGUAUUAAUAAGUCUACCAACGAUUUUCAAAUUAAAACCUACAAUCCUAAGCAUAGGUGUAUCAAAACCACUAGAAAUUCCAUGUGUAAUGCAAAAUUCCUGCAUAAGCAUUUCAAAGAUAGAAUCGGUGAGCAGUCAAACAUGAAAAUAUUUCAGUUCCAACAGUUGAUUAGAAAAGAAUUGGGUAUACAUGUUGGAAAAAGUAUUACCAGGAGAGCUAGAGGUAAAAUACUUCAAGAUUUAAUGGGUAAUUUUGUGAAAGUGUUUGGAAGAAUAUUUGACUAUAGGGAUGAAAUAUUGAGGUCCAAUCUGGGUUCCACUUGUGUUGUGAAAGUUGAUGAUUCUGAUGAUAGUGGUAAGCUUGUUUUUCAAAGUUUCUACAUUUGUUUUGAUGCAUGCAAAAAAGCUUUUUUGGAUGGUUGUAGAAGAUGUAUUGGUUUAGAUGGAUGUUUCCUGAAGGGAGUAACCAAAGGACGGUUGUUGGUUGCUGUGGCUAAAGAUGAAAAUAAUCAAAUGUUGCCUAUUGCUUGGGCUGUAGUACAGUAUGAGAAUAAGACCACUUGGACAUGGUUUGUGAAAUUGUUGAUAGAGGAUUUGGGAUUAACAGAUGGCGGAGAUUACACAAUCAUUUCAGAUAUGCAAAAG